Acanthosepion pharaonis is the source of this 786-nucleotide messenger RNA. The record is from the annotation of a GenBank genome assembly. Lineage: Eukaryota; Metazoa; Mollusca; Cephalopoda; Sepiida; Sepiidae.
AUGGAUACGUUCGCUUUUCUUUCUUUCUUUUUUUUUUCUUUCUUUUUGUUGCUGUUUAAUUAUUACUCCCUUUCUUUCUUCUUGUCUUUCCUUCCUUCCUUCUUCUUAAUCAUUUUUCCUCUUCAUUUUUAUUACCUCGUUCCUUUCUUUCUUUCUUUCUUUCUUUCUUUCUUUCUUUCUUAUCUUUUGCGUUUUUCCUUCUUUCUCUCCCUCAUUAUUACUUCCUUUCUUUUUUUCUUUUUUUUCUUCUUAUCCAUUUUUUUCUUUCUUUCUUUCUUUCUUUCUUUCUUUCUUUCUUUCUUUCUAAUCAUUUCAUUUUUUCCUUCUUUUUCUCUAUUAUUAUUACUUUAUUUAUUUAUUGUUCUUUCUUUCUUUCUUUGUAAUCUUUUCGUGUGUAUUUCUUCUUUCUCUCCAUCAUUAUUACUCCUUUUCUUUCUUUUUUUUCUUGUUUUUUCUUUUUUCUUUCUUUCUUCUUUCUUGAUUUUUCUUUCUUUUUUCUUUCUAAUCCUUUCAUGUUUUUUUCUUUUUUUGUCUAUCAUUUCCACUCCUUCUUUCUUUCUUUCUUUCUUUCUUUCUUUCUUUCUUUCUUUCUUUCUUUCUAAUCCUUUCCUGUUUUUCUUCUUUCUCUCCAUCAUUAUUGCUACUUUUCUUUCUUUUUUCUUUCUUGCUUUUUCUUUCUUUUUUCUUUCUAAUCCUUUCAUGUUUUUUUCUUUUUUGUCCAUCAUUUUCAAUUCCCUUCUUUCUUUCUUUCUUUCUUUCUUUCUUUCUUUCUUUCUUUCUUUCUAA